Notodromas monacha is the source of this 3054-nucleotide messenger RNA. The record is from the annotation of a GenBank genome assembly. Lineage: Eukaryota; Metazoa; Arthropoda; Ostracoda; Podocopida; Cyprididae.
GCAGUGAGACUUGUAUCUAUUGUUCGGAUGCGGUUACGACGUGAUUCGCGAGUCUAGUAUCGACGUUAAACUAACGAAUACCUUCAUAGUCUUUCAACGUAUUUCUUCAGCUGAACUCCUUACACCUCUAAAUUCGGAAAUGUUAAAACUACGAUUGGUGGUUGGUGGAGCCCAACGUCAUCGUAUUUCUAGUGCUGGAAUUAUCUUCUCUUCUCGCGGCCAAUUGUCACAUCAUGAUGUAAAGAUCGGUGCUCAAAGAAAGGGAUAUCAUGAAAGCAGACCUUUACGACUUUCCUCAUCCGUUAGUCCGUCUGUACGAGAUUCGCGGAGAACGCGGAGUAAAGUUUCAUUAUCUGGAUGCAAUAGGCCUUUCGCUAGCGUCCUGCCAAACCUUGCAAGGUCUUUCCACUCGUCAACUAUAUUAAGAGACGAUAUUCGCAGUGUCAAGGUUCCCGCGUUUGCGGACUCCAUUUCCGAAGGAGACAUCAGAUGGGAGAAAAGCAAGUUCACGUUGCGGCAUGUCGGUGAUCACGUGGCGGAAGACGAAGUUGUUGCAGAAAUCGAAACGGACAAAACAGCCGUACCUGUUCCCGCCCCUGCUGCCGGUGUCAUCUUGGAACGAUUGGUUGAUGACGGUGCAACCGUAACCGCUAGUCAAGUGAUUUUCAAGCUUAAAGUUACUGGCGAAGCUCCACCGCCUAAACCUGAAGCCGCCGCUGCAGCAGCGACGCCACCACCUCCGAAGAAAGACGCCCAACCGGAACCCGAUGCUGCGCCUCUGCGUUCGCCCGACUUCCUCAAGCCGCCUCAGCCGGCACCCGAAGGAAAACCCGCACCUGCUAAACCCCAAGAGGGUUCAGGUCCAAUCCCGAAAGUCGCCCCGAAGCCGCCUCCGUUGCCCUCGAAACCCGUGGCGUCCGUGAAGCCCGACCAGGUGAAGGCGAAGGCGAUCCUAGAAGGUGCUACCAUCAAACUGCCUCCCAGCGAUCCGACGAAAAUCAUCAGCGGAACUAGGAGUGAACAGCGCGUCAAGAUGAGCCGAAUGCGGCAACGCAUUGCCGUGCGUCUGAAGGAAGCGCAAAAUUCCGCCGCCAUGUUGACCUCUUUCAACGAAAUCGAUAUGAGCAACAUUAUGGAAAUGCGAAAGACGCACCAGGAAGCAUUCCAGAAGAAGCAUGGGAUGAAAUUCGGAUUCAUGUCCGUGUUCCUCAAAUCCGCCGCGUACGCUCUGCAACAAAUUCCCGAGGUGAACGCUGUCAUCGAAGGCAACGAGAUCAUUUACAGGGACUACGUUGACAUCUCGGUCGCUGUUGCUACACCAAAGGGUUUGGUCGUACCCGUAUUGCGCAAUGUGGAGUCGAUGAACUACGCCGACAUUGAGCGAGGGAUUGCGGAGUUGGGCGCCAAGGCGCGUGACAAUGCUUUAGCUGUAGAAGACAUGGAUGGCGGCACGUUUACGGUGUCCAACGGCGGCGUUUUCGGCUCGCUUUUUGGUACGCCGAUCAUCAAUCCGCCGCAAUCUGCAAUUCUCGGGAUGCACGGAAUUUUUGACCGGCCUGUCGCUGUGAAGGGACAAGUGGUGAUUCGGCCAAUGAUGUAUGUCGCGUUGACGUACGAUCAUCGCUUGAUUGACGGCAGGGAGGCGGUGACUUUCCUCAGGAAGAUCAAGAGCAGCGUGGAGGACAGUCGCACCAUGUUGCUGGGAAUGUAGACUCUCCUUCUAAACACACACAGGCUUGUUGUGGGGGAAAAAAGCAAUUCGAAUGUUGCGAUCGAGUCUCUUCUAGAGCGUGUUUUUUAGUUCUCAUCUUCCCCCUCUUUUUGUUUCCCGGUUGCGUUUCUAACUGCCAGUGAAAGGUCCGAGGGACAAGUGAAGGGAUAAAUCUUGAAUCACGCGCCCUGUGUUUUGCUGUUUCGCGUUGAAGGCAAAAAGCGCGCGGCUUUGACUGGAUCACUUUAUCGGGGAUGUUGCUUGCCAAUUGAGUCAGAGGGACUUCUCAGCAUUUUUCUUGGUUCGAGCCGUCUCGAAUUAAAUUUGUUUUCGCCUUAAUAAUACGACCAGCAGUGCGAGAAGUGACCUUAAAUUUUUUUGGGGUGUUUGGAAAGUUUCCGAAUUCGUCUUAUGUCCGAACGAGGUUUUUUUUUUUUUAGUGUGGGUAAAUGCCACUUGAGGUCCCAAUGACGUUUUGAUUCCUCACGAUCAUUUCUGUACCCACUGAUGUAAAUCCUUCCUGUUGAAGUUUCAAGGGUGCGCUGACAGUUAACUCGCGGUAAGAAUUCGAAUACGUUCAGAAUUUUUUUUCAGCUUGAUCAGAUGUGAAAAGGAAGAGAGAAGUGCAUCCUUUUUGUAUAAAUUGAGUUAAUCAAAAAUUUUUCUGUGAACCUUUCUUGAUUAAGUAGGUAUCCGCAAAGUUGUUGUACAGAAUAAAUUUUAAAUAAGGAAUACAUUUUUGUGCCUUGUCCUUGGUAGUGACACAUUUUUCUGACCUGGGUAGAUGUCACUGGCAGUACAAAUGCGUAUUUUUUCUGAACAGAGUGGUCCUUCAGUUUCAUCAGUCGUGAAUCCAGGUUACUCAAGCAAGAAGGAUUUUAAGUCCAGAAAAACCAGUUCCCAACUUCUUCUGUUGCUAGGACACAUUUUUCACUUCGGUAGAUGUCACUGGUGGUCAACUGAACACGGUACUUCCGUUUCACACAACCACAUUUUAAUUUCUCGCGUGCACGGGGAAUUCUGAAAUUUUCUGGACACCCUGUAGUUCUGGCUUGAUGUCAGAAACGAGGGAAAAGAGCAUUUUCGUCGAUGCUGAAUUGUACUUUCGGUAAAACGGUGAUCGGUGGAACCAGUGGAGUGUGAGAAGUUACCUCACUCAUAGAAACUAGUGGACGGUGUUGCGUUUUAUGUGGAUUAGUUUUAUUCGCGGGCCUGCAAUUUGUUUUUUUUUGUGUGGCUGGCUAAGCCUUGAAUGCUACGAGUCAGUCCUGCUCAUGUGAGGAGUUGUUCAGUAAAUGUAAUUGAAGGAUUACAUUUGUAUUACCCCUCCAAGAGGAAAGUUA